CAACAACAGGGUGCACUCAAAAUAAGAAAAAUCCGGAACGUCAAUCAAUGGCAAAGCACCCAUGUAUAUUCAUGCAUCUCUGGUAAGAAAUCCGGUAUCAGUGGCUGCGACUACCAGCAUUGGCUGGUGUGAAGAAGCCAUUCAACCAGCCAAUCACGACAGUGACGUCAGCGAAUUCAAGUCUGGAACAUACAAGAAUUCUCAAGACCUUCUUGCCUUCAACCUCAAUCUAAAAUUUGAAAGCAUAAUUACAACACCUCAAAACAGAUCCUAAUCACCGCAAUAGCAAUCGCAAACGCAAUGUCAUCAACAAGCAGCUCAUACAAAUCCAGUAAACGUCACGAACCCGCGCCCUCACGUACCGCCCUCACAAUCCCGACCAUUGCUCCUGUGAUUGGAAAUUAUUCCCAUAGCAACACGAUUCCGUCGAAUAGAUCCACAGUCUAUCUCAGUGGAUUUAUGGGUGAUUUGCCCGGCGACGGACGAAUAAUUUCUGGAGGAGUAGCAGCGCAGACUACGCAGAUCAUGAGGAAUUUGAAAGCUGUUUUGGAAGCGAGUGGGAGCGGAUUGAAUAAGUUGGUUCAGAGAAGAGUGUUUUUGGUUGAUAUGGGAGAUUUGAAGUAAGUUUAAUUUUGACUUCAAUUGAAGGAGGAGAAACAUUUUCGGAGUGGUCGUGGUUGUGUGAAAAAUGGCUGGAAAAUAAAGAGGUUGAAUGAAAUUUCUGCUAACUAGCAUGUUAAGAACGAUAGAUAGAAUAUGGGGGGAAUGGGUCAAGGAACCAUAUCCGGUGAGCACUUGUGUACAGGUUGUGAGGUUGGCUAAGGAAGCCGCAAAAGUGGAGAUUGAGGUAGUCGCAGAAACAAAUUGAAAUGAAAGAUCUAAUUAUGGGGCAUUAUCUUGUUGGAACUAACAUGAUGACGUUAAAUGUUAAGGUGACGUUGCGUGACGGUGCUUUCAACGUUCCAUUAGUUUGCGGAUGCAAGGAACGCCCCUUGAAGCAUGAAACGUGUUCAUUAGGGCUCUGGUAGCAUGGAUUAAAGCAUGUCGCGUGAAUUCAAUGAAAUCAUCAAGUUUAGGGGGUAGAAAUAUAUCC
Sclerotinia trifoliorum is the source of this 1093-nucleotide messenger RNA. NCBI's taxonomy places the organism in Eukaryota, Fungi, Ascomycota, Leotiomycetes, Helotiales, Sclerotiniaceae. The record is from the annotation of a GenBank genome assembly.